Carassius auratus (goldfish) is the source of this 906-nucleotide messenger RNA. Its product is annotated as CD48 antigen-like. The transcript has 4 exons. The coding region runs from base 41 to 829 and encodes 262 amino acids. NCBI's taxonomy places the organism in Eukaryota, Metazoa, Chordata, Actinopteri, Cypriniformes, Cyprinidae. The record is from RefSeq and is a predicted model, not a curated record.
UAAUGACACACGAGUUUCAGUUUUCUGAGCCUUUACGAAAAUGAUUCGGACACUUGAUUUGUUCUUUUUGUUGUGCCUAGUUGGUGUGUUUGAUGUCGAGUCGCAUGGAGUGUCAGUGAUGGUAGGAGAUUCUGUCAUUCUGGACUCCAACGCUUCAGAAAUAGAGCUGAGGAGUGAGAUCGAGUGGAGGUUUAAUGGCAUUCUCAUCGCUAAAGUUAUUAUGGGCAACCUCACCUAUCAUGAUUAUACGAGAUUCAAAGACAGACUGACGCUGGACAGAAACGGAUCACUCAAAAUCAAAGACAGCAGAAUAACAGACACUGGAGGAUAUGAAUUGAGUAUUACUAGUAAUAGGGAGUCUGUCAAGAGAUUCAGUGUAACUGUUUAUGCUCCACUAUCCAUUCCUGUCGUUACCAGUGACAUUUCACAGUGUUCAUCAGGCUCAGAAUGUUCACUUUUGUGUUCAGUUGUGAAUGUGAGUCACGUGACUCUCUCCUGGUACAAAGGAAACAGUUUAUUGUCCAGCAUCAGUGUGUCUGAUCUCAGCAUCAGUCUCUCUCUACCUCUGGAGGUGGAAUAUCAGGAGAAAAACAGCUACAGCUGUGUGAUCAACAAUCCCAUCAGCAACAAGACCAAACACGUCUGCAUUACCGAUCUCUGUCGUUUGUGUUCAGUUCCCUCUUCAGAUGAAGUCCAUUAUGGCGGAGGGACUGAACCUGUGAUCCGAUUGGUCGUCACUGCUGUGGUGGGUCUGGCUGCUGUGGCUGCGUUCAUUGUGCUGGUUUAUGACAUCAGAUCCAGAAGAGAUGAACAGGAGAGACACCGAUGAUGGAUCAAUAAUGAAUGGAUCAAAACAAUAAUGAAGCCUUUUCACAGACUUUGAUGAUGUGUUUCUAGUUAGGCUUU